GGGCGCCCUCUAUUGUUAACCAUUGCGAAGAAGGACUCGCCCACACUGUUCAUGCAGCGCUGUUUUUUGUGAUGCAAAACGAUGAAAAAUAUACUAUUCUGACCUAAUUUGCCCUCAUUAACUGUUCGAGAUAUUUAUACAGAUCAACCUGAAAAUGUUGCAAUUCAUGCUGCUGUUUAGUAGGCAGGGCAAACUCCGCCUACAGAAAUGGUACCAAGCCCACACUGAGAAGACGAAGAAGAAGAUUACUAGGGAACUCAUCAAUACCGUCUUGACGCGGAAACCAAAGAUGUGUAACUUCUUGGAGUGGAGAGAUCUGAAAAUUGUUUACAAAAGGUACGCAAGCUUGUACUUCUGCUGUGCUAUUGAAGAUAAAGACAAUGAACUCUUGACGUUAGAAAUCAUCCACAGAUACGUGGAGCUGCUGGACAAAUACUUCGGAAGUGUUUGCGAGCUGGACAUCAUCUUCAACUUUGAGAAGGCGUACUUCAUGCUGGACGAGCUGAUGCUAGGAGGAGAGAUCCAGGAAACGAGCAAGAAGAAUGUCUUGAAGGCGAUUCAGGCACAGGACCUGCUUCAGGAGGAGGCUGAGGUGAACAAAAGCGUGCUGGAGGAACUUGGACUGACAUGAUGAUUGCGAUCCUUGAUGCAUGCUGGAAAGUAACGUCUACAUUUGUUUAAGUAUUCUUAGAAUGCCAUUCUAAUUCCAUACCGGUGAAAAGGAAAUAUACAUGUACAUGCUUUGAUUGUUUCAAAUAAGCAUGGCGAUUAACUUGAAUUCAAUGUGAUAGCGGUGCAUUGUCACCCAGUAUAUUGCUGUCUUGGGGAUGGGAAAUAAAGUAUAGAAGUGAUUCAGUCCUGUACUUUACUGGUAGAUAAGUAGAUUGUAUAAAUUGUGACCUAUACCUGUAGUAUUUGUACCAAGGGAAACAAUGUAUAGUUUUCCCGUGUAGCCUCAUGAUUGUGUCUACUUCACAAAGUUAACACUCGGUUCUAUUACCCCAGUGCUUCUCUGCAGUUAUCCUGAACCUUUCUUGUUUGUAACGAGUAACAAGUAUCGUCCUUGUAAUUUUCGGAUUGUAAAAUAAUUAACCAAUCACGAACGAAUCAUUACACUUCAUGAAUACAAUUACGUGAAGAAAAUACUGUUGCGAAUACAUCAUGGUGUCCGCUUUAUCAUGAUUCCUUAUUUGGUUUGUUGUUUAAUAAUAAGAUGAAGAUUUACGUUAGCACCAUGUAAUAAAUUUCUUGUGUGCAGUUAUCUGGUUUUGUUAUUAAAAACUUAAAAGAUAUUGGCGUAACAUGCAUGUUACGUUUUGUGGGGGAUUUUUUUGGUUCGCUUAUGAUAAAAAGUACUGCAGUAAAACACAAUUUAUCUGAUAUUCUGUACACAUGGCAGAUGAAUAAAAGCUUACGUACGAAGUGAACAACA
Patiria miniata (bat star) is the source of this 1432-nucleotide messenger RNA. RefSeq names its product AP-1 complex subunit sigma-2. The record is from RefSeq and is a predicted model, not a curated record. Bases 155 to 631 code for a protein of 158 amino acids. Gene Ontology annotation, biological process: intracellular protein transport; vesicle-mediated transport. Gene Ontology annotation, molecular function: clathrin-cargo adaptor activity. The transcript has 5 exons. Lineage: Eukaryota; Metazoa; Echinodermata; Asteroidea; Valvatida; Asterinidae. Gene Ontology annotation, cellular component: AP-1 adaptor complex; membrane coat; intracellular membrane-bounded organelle.